CUUGCCUUGUCUAAAGGACAGAGCCUACAGAUGAAGAGCCUGCUUCUGACUGUCACACUGUUUGUCCUGGUGGCUGUCCUACAUGCCCAGGAUGACCUGCCCUUCUUCUCAGAAGACAAGAAUGUCUCAGGGACCUGGUACAGGAAAGCCAAAGUGAGUAAUGCGAACAUCACAGAGUUGGAGAAACCUAUGGAAGAAUUCCCUUUUAUAGCGAGAGUGCUGGAAAAGGGACACAUAGAGAUCACGGUCUUUACCAUAUUUAAUGACAAGUGCAUCCAGAGUAAAUUCGUGAUGGAGAAAACAAAGAAGCCUGGCCAGUACAGUGCCUUUUGGGGCACGUAUCUCACGUACAUCUAUGAACUGCCGGUGAUGGACCACUACAUCUUCUACAGUGAAUUGAAGGUUUUAAAGAAGAAAGUCUAUAUGGGAGAUCUCAUAGGGAAGGAUCCCACAGAGAACCACAAGGCCCUAGAAGAAUUCAAGAAAUUCACAGAGGGGAAAGGCUUUCUACAGGAAAACAUCAUUGUGCCUAAGCAGAGAGAAAUGUGUGUCCCUGUAGAUCACAAAGCUGCCUCUCACAGAUGCAAAUCCUGAGCCAACUCUGCACCAAUGCAUAGCAAUGCCUUUCUUGGAGUACUCAUCUCCCUGGACCAUGCAGCCAUGAGACACACCUUUCAAGACCAUCUCACGACCUGUCAGACCACACUCCUGCUAGGACCUUCUGCCCCACCCCAAACCCAAGUAAAGCCUUAAGCAGCCA
Molecule: messenger RNA, 760 nt
Organism: Mesocricetus auratus (golden hamster)
Lineage: Eukaryota; Metazoa; Chordata; Mammalia; Rodentia; Cricetidae
Product: vomeronasal secretory protein 2-like
Exons: 7
Coding region: 31-594 (187 amino acids)
Molecular function (GO): small molecule binding
Source: RefSeq, a predicted model, not a curated record